Messenger RNA from Pestalotiopsis fici W106-1, 819 nucleotides. RefSeq lists its product as uncharacterized. Lineage: Eukaryota; Fungi; Ascomycota; Sordariomycetes; Amphisphaeriales; Sporocadaceae. Bases 1 to 819 code for a protein of 272 amino acids. The record is from RefSeq and is a predicted model, not a curated record. The transcript has 4 exons.
AUGGCAGAAGCUCCCGCAGAGAAGCAACCCAAGCAGGGUCUGAACAUUUACGGAAUUCCGGCCGUCAAUCCGUACAAACUCACCAUUGCAGCAGCAGAACUCGGUGUACCCUACAACUACAUCGCCCUAGAUGGUGCGACGGGUGAAUUCAAAUCCGAGUGGUUUACCGCCAUCAAUCCCAAUGGACGUCUUCCCGCCAUUGUUCAUGUCAAGGAGGACGGUCAAGUCGUCACUGUGUUUGAGAGCGGCGCCUGCCUUCAGUACAUGGUGAGCGAAUUCGACAAGGAGAACAAGCUUUCGUAUCCGGUCGGGACGCAGGAAUACUGGACACAGCUGUCUUGGCUCUCGUGGCAGAUCUCUGGGUACGGCCCGUCCAUGGGCCAAUCGAGCUUCUUUGCUCGAUAUUCUCCUCAGCCCGAGCCUUUUGGGCUGUGGCGCUAUCUCGCCGAGUCCAGAAGACUCAACCACGUCCUUAAUAAACAACUGUCCAAGAACACAUACGUGGCUGGAAGUCGCCUCACUAUAGCCGACAUCGCCGUCUACCUCUACGCGACCUCGUGCGCUUGGUGUGGGGUAGACAUUGAUGAAUUCCCACACGUCAAAGCCUGGCAUGACAAGCUCGCGCAACGACCAGCUUUCCAGGAAGGGAUGAGGGUCCCUGUGCCUUACCCAUUCACCCAGGAGUCUGUUUUCAGGCCUGAAACGCAAGAACAGAUCAAGAUGCAGCGAAAAUUUGGUUCCAAGUUCAUUCACUCUGCGUCAGAACAGUGGGCGGGCGAGGUCCUAGCUUUGCCAUCCGAUCACGCAAACCAUAGCUAA